This is a messenger RNA of Uranotaenia lowii, 1762 nucleotides long. RefSeq names its product protein phyllopod. The transcript is spliced from 3 exons. Lineage: Eukaryota; Metazoa; Arthropoda; Insecta; Diptera; Culicidae. Gene Ontology annotation, molecular function: zinc ion binding. Bases 219 to 1211 code for a protein of 330 amino acids. Gene Ontology annotation, cellular component: nucleus. The record is from RefSeq and is a predicted model, not a curated record.
GCUUUUUCAUUUGAAUCGAUAAAGGAUUCAAGUUGGUUCAGUGUCCUCGUAUUAGAAGUGAAGCUUUUUAAAUGUAAAAUUGCUGAAGAAAACCUUGUCAAAGCCCUUUAAAUUGAGACGCCCAACAUUCCUGUAACUCAUUACAACAAACUAUCGUUGGAAAUAGUUUAUUACGGCAUAGCUCACAGGGCACAUCUUUACGAUUCGCUAGGCCAAUCAUGAGUGCUUCCACGUCCAACAACGAUACCACCACGACCGGAAGCGGAAACCAGUGCGGAGAAGGAAGUGGGGGUGGUCUUCCGUCCGGAGGAGCUCCCCAUGGCUCGAAAAAGACCAACGUUUGCCUGAUCUGUGGCAUCUACACCAAUCAAUCUUUGAACAUCUUUGAGCCACGGAACGGACCCAACAUCCGCGAGGUUAUUUACCAAAAGUACAAUUUCAAGGCUGAACGCAGUGACAAUGAGGACAAGUACAUUUGCUACAGUUGCAACAACUGGCUUAUCAACUGGUACUCUCUCCAACACGUAUCGGAAACCCGUAACUACGAGUCAACCCCAUCGUCGAGCAGGUCACAAUCUGAAAGUCGAAACAAACGUACCAAAAACGACCGUUCCCAGUCCAACUCAUCGGCCGGCUCGAGUCGCAAUAAGGAAAAUGUCGAACAAGAUAACCAUGUAUCUUCCACGGUACGAACGCCGGAAAAAGAAAACGUCUCGCCAAAGCGGAAACCAAAGCGAUGCUCAUCCGCACGAAUACUGAGAGAAACUUGCCAGCAGAAUGUCAUCUCGAGUAGCACCAGCAGCAACAAUGUUGAGCACCAAUAUGAUCUAGUCAAACCAUUCGAAUCCCGUCUCAUACGCAUGCUGGAGAAUCAAGGAACCAGCGUUAUCAAGGAACAAAUUAACGUUAAUGGGGAGUCCACCUUGAGGUCCAUCAACAAGCCGAAAAAUGCGAGUCCAAAGGGCCCACAUCGAAAACCAUUUGCCGAAUGCAAUGAAAUCGUGCUGAGUUUUGAUUCCGCUAUCUCGGAAUUAGUAGAAGUCAUUCCAUCGUUGAAGUCGCUUCAUCAGGACACAGUAGAACCGAAUUUCGACCACAAAUCUCUUGACACAAACCUUUUAUCUCGGUCCCUGUCGAUUUCAAUUAUUGAGGCGGUGGACCAUAGGCUGGACUUGAAAGCAAAUCCGACAAAAAGGGGAUCGGAUUAUUAAGAAGUACUUUGAAGAAGUAACAGUAACGAGAAGGAAAGAUCGGAAAAGAAUGUUUAUGAAAUUAUGUAUUAGCUUCGCCAUUCCAUAAGCUUAUUUAGCUGUUUCCACCGGUAAUACCAAAAAUAAUUUUAGGUUCUCGUGUUAAAAUAUUCUUAUUUAUUGGUUUCCAUUUGAACUCACACUACAACAUUGUAGGUAUCAAAACGAGCUAUUUUCUAUGAAUUCAAAGAUAUGUUAUUAGCCAAUAAUAAUCCAACCUGAACUAAAAAUUUAAGGUUUUUCCAAAUUAGUUUUGAAGAUUAUGAAAUUCCUAGCUGAAUUUAUCGAAAUGGUCGCAUCUCGAUCUUUCUACAUAUUUGGCUAAAUUUUUGAAACCAGACCUACCAAUGCGUAAGCCAUCUCAUUAGUUAUAAGUUAAGGCCAUGACUGUAUAAUUAUAUGUUUUUAGAUUUUGACGAAAUGUUCAAUUGUGAUUUUGUAAGGCACGUUAAAUCUCUGUUAUGUAGCCGAAAUACAUCAUGUGAAGAAGAAAUAAAAAAUAAAAUGUCAUA